AUGGGUAGUAGAGUGAUGUUUUGGUUUCUUGUUUCCUUGUAUUUAUGCCUCAUCGGCCAUGUGAUCGUCGAGGCUGCAAGAGAAGGUUCGUUCAUGAAGAAUGAAGCUGCAUCCACUGAGAUAGGAAAGAGUAACCGACACGUAACUGGGUUUAAGGGUGAACUCACAGCUGGCGGCUAUGGCGGUGGAGGCCCAGGAUAUGGUGGUGGUGGUGGUGGAUACGGACCAGGUGGUGGUAGUGGUGGUGUUGUGAUCGGUGGUGGAUUUGGUGGUGGUGGUGGGUAUGGUUCCGGUGGUGGUUUGGGUUGGGAUGGAGGCAACGGAGGAGGCGGUCCUGGAUACGGGUCAGGUGGUAUUGGCGGUGGAGUCAUCAUUGGGGGUGGCGGCGGUGGGUGUGGCGGUUCAUGCGGUGGAGGAGGGGGAUAUGGACACGGCCGUGCCAACAUGAAGGAAUCAGGCAAAAACUAG
Thlaspi arvense is the source of this 468-nucleotide messenger RNA. Lineage: Eukaryota; Viridiplantae; Streptophyta; Magnoliopsida; Brassicales; Brassicaceae. The record is from the annotation of a GenBank genome assembly.